UUAAUGUGUCCUGGAACGACGUAAGACAAACAACAUCCGUGUGCGUGAGACUUCCUCCUGUGAUGAAGGAAACUUUCUGCCAGCUGUGAGAGAAAUCAUUAUUUGGGGAUUUCUUUGAAGAUAUUCCAACCAAGGAGCACAACACAGAGUUCUCUGCUGGAAAAGACACAGCAUGCACACAGACGUAAGUGUGUUUUAUUUGCGUUCGAUCAGCUGUGUGUAUCUCAACAGCAGCAGGUCAGUAUUGAUCUCUAUUGUUAUUCAGCUAUUAGCUUUUUUAACCAAGCCUUUAUUUAAUGUACAUAUACUUAUUGCAGCACCUGCCCUUGGUAAAUACACCUUCACACUUCCUCACAAAAUAUUCAGGCCUAAAUUCAAGAUUUAUGUAUUUGAAUUGCAUAUAAAAUCCAUCCGGUUUUAUCGUAAACUAAUAAACUUAAUGCGAUGCAUAUUUGGCAGUCGUACAUAUAAAUGAAACUGCUCAGAUUUCUGUAAUGGUGCUAAUAAACUGAACACUAGUCAUAUUUUAACCAUGUUCAUAUAUACAUUUUAAUAUUAGUGAAAAUAUUUAUGCUGAUUUUAAGCAAUUUAUAUAAGUGCAUUUUGAAAAUGUUUUUUUUAUUUAUUUUGAAUGCAGAAAUCUUAACUCUUUCAUUUAUGUACAACUGACUAAUAUGUACCACAUUACGUUUCUUAGUGUAUGUUAGAUGGAAUUUCAAAGUGGAUACUAAUUUUAUAUGCAAUUUAAAUACAUUACUCUUAAAUUUAGGCCUAAAUGUUUUUGGAGCGUGAUGGAGAGAACAAAACGAUGCUUAAAUGCUCUCGUGAUGUGUCUUAUUACAUAUCUGAAAAAGUAAGAAGAAAAGUCCAGUUUUGAUCAUAAUGACUGAAACCCACGAUCCUGAUGUACAGGAGCCGCUGAGAGACGUCAGUCCACGACAGGUGAAGGUGAUUCAUUUCUCUAGUGGAGAGACUCUGACCGAGGAAGACAGUGAGGAAGAGGAGGCACAACAUCAGCUUCAUCAAGCACCCAGUGUUUCUGACCCGGGAACCUGGACGUGGUUUUGGGGAACACAGAUUUUGAGAAAGUCCUUGCUAUUUUGUGAUUUUCUUGGGGAGAAAAUGGCUGGUUUGCUGGGUCUGAAUGCUGCCAAAUAUCAGUAUGCUGUUGAUCAGUAUCAAAGAGAACAUAAGAAUGAAACGGAAGGAGAAGUUUUGUCCGCAAGCACCAGUGUGAAUGAUGAGGAGAGAAUUAACCUGUCAAACAUUGCGAGAAAACAGUAUGGAGCCGCAAAUAUGCAGGACCUGACACAACAACAAACCCUGGAAGAAACGCUUCGAUAUCAAGGGGAGCAGAACGAAGGCUACAACUCUAAUGAAUAAUGGAUCUAGAAGAUCUAAAAAAAUAAAAUAAAAAGUGAAUUGUGAUUUUUUUUUUUUUUUUUUUUUUUUCCUGUUUAAUUUAUGGCCAUCACACGAAGCAUUGAAGGUAUUUAAAUUCUGAUACACAAAUUAAAAAAAUAUAAAAACUUUGGUUCCUCCAUGUCCAAAAUUAUCAUUUUAGGCCGCUUACUACAUUUCCCGGCUUGCACCUCGGUAAUGCAACGU
This is a messenger RNA of Onychostoma macrolepis, 1608 nucleotides long. RefSeq names its product protein FAM177A1. The record is from RefSeq and is a predicted model, not a curated record. Bases 883 to 1383 code for a protein of 166 amino acids. NCBI's taxonomy places the organism in Eukaryota, Metazoa, Chordata, Actinopteri, Cypriniformes, Cyprinidae. The transcript has 4 exons.